CAUUUUCUUUGAGGACAUUUUAGGCACUUUCUCCCAUUAUUUAAGAAGGUAUCUAAGUGAUCAUCCAAAGAACAACCUCUACUGACCAUUUAGCAAAGUAAAAUGGCUACCAAACAUCUUUUUUUCUUUGCUAUUCUCUUGUUUUCAGCUGCCUCUGUUUUUGCAGAGGAAAAUCCUAGCCUUGUAAUGGACUAUUACAAGGACACUUGCCCUCAAGCUGAAGAAAUCAUCAAAGAACAAGUCAAACUUCUCUACAAACGCCACAAGAAUACUGCAUUUUCUUGGCUAAGAAACAUAUUCCAUGACUGCUUUGUUGAGUCAUGUGAUGCUUCCUUGUUGCUGGACUCAACAAGGAGGAUGCUGUCUGAGAAAGAGACAGACAGGAGUUUUGGUAUGAGAAAUUUCAGAUACAUUGAGACUAUUAAAGAAGCUGUAGAAAGGGAGUGCCCUGGUGUUGUUUCUUGUGCUGAUAUUCUUGUGUUGUCUGGUAGAGAUGGUAUUGUUGCUCUAGGAGGGCCACACAUUCCUCUCAAAACUGGAAGAAGAGAUGGAAGAAAAAGCAGAGCAGACAUUCUUGAACAGCACCUCCCAGAUCACAAUGAAAGCAUGAGUGUUGUUCUUGAAAGAUUUGCUAACAUUGGAAUCAACACCCCUGGAGUUGUUGCCUUGCUAGGGUCACACAGUGUGGGUCGAACACACUGUGUGAAGUUGGUACACCGUUUAUAUCCAGAAGUAGACCCUCAAUUGAACCCAGAGCAUGUACCACACAUGCUCAAGAAGUGUCCUGAUCCAAUUCCAGACCCAAAGGCUGUGCAAUAUGUGAGAAAUGACAGAGGCACGCCCAUGGUUCUAGACAACAACUACUACAGGAACAUAUUGGACAAUAAGGGGUUAAUGUUAGUUGAUCAUCAACUAGCAAUGGACAAGAGGACUAAGCCAUAUGUAAAGAAAAUGGCAAAAAGCCAAAAUUAUUUCUUCAAGGAAUUUGCAAGAGCCAUCACUAUUCUUUCUGAGAAUAAUCCACUUACUGGGACAAAAGGUGAGAUCAGAAAGCAGUGUAAUCUUGCCAACAAGCUCCACUAAAACAAUCCUGCUUUUUCUUAUGUGCUUGUACUCAUUAUCACUUUUCCCCCCCUUCCUUUGUGUAUUUAUAUGCGAGGGAACAGUGAAAAAUGAUAGUAGGAAUAAGAUGGUUUUAGUUUCUUGGUGUUGUAAGUUUGUGUAGUGGACAUGACCAUGUUCAUUACAUUCCAUGUACUGUUUGUAAAAUUUCACUAUUUUAGCUACCCUCUUAAGUUAUGAAACAAGUGUUAAUUUGUUGCUA
Messenger RNA from Solanum lycopersicum (tomato), 1324 nucleotides. Its product is annotated as peroxidase 42. NCBI's taxonomy places the organism in Eukaryota, Viridiplantae, Streptophyta, Magnoliopsida, Solanales, Solanaceae. The record is from RefSeq and is a predicted model, not a curated record. Gene Ontology annotation, biological process: response to oxidative stress; hydrogen peroxide catabolic process. Gene Ontology annotation, molecular function: heme binding; peroxidase activity.